Effrenium voratum is the source of this 1152-nucleotide messenger RNA. The record is from the annotation of a GenBank genome assembly. Lineage: Eukaryota; Dinophyceae; Suessiales; Symbiodiniaceae.
AGCCCAAACGGGACGGUAGACUUGUGUUCUUCCAAAUUCUCAGCCUGGCGAACACGGUCGCACAGGUGAGCCCUUCAUAUCACGAUGCUCGGACGAAGCCUCACCGUCCUCAUCGAUGUCCUCAUUAUCGCGCACACUGAUGCCAUCGAGGCUGUGACUCGGCAUACGGAAAUCCUGGCGGAUGGAAGCAGCAAGGAAGCCAAAGUCAUGCGAAGAGAAGAAUCCCGAGGGAACGAAUGCUGGCGGGAAGACACCUGGAGCAGUCUGAGCUGCCCGCAGUACGAUCAGAGAGAUUGCUCCAGCUACUCAGAGAAGGACUGCAGCAAGGACUGCGCCAGCGGGAUGAUCUGCUUGAAGCUGCAGAUGAACCCGGUGAGCUACACCUGCUGCACCGACGAGGCCAAGAGCCUGGCGCUGGACACCACCAAGCCCCAGGCUGACUCGGACAGGGAGAAGCCCCAGGUGGGCUCAAAGACGACGGGAAAGGCCGCUAGGACGGGCUCUUCGCAGAAGACAGUGGCAGCGUCGGCAAAGGCAGAGUCGUCCUCAUCAAAGGCAGACUCUUCCUCAAAGGCGGAGUCUUCGGCGAAAGCAGACUCCUCUUCAAGGAAAUCCGACUCGUCUUCAGAGAAGUCAGGCUCUUCUUCAGCGAAGUCCGACUCGUCUUCGACAAAGUCAGACUCUUCUUCAGCGAAGUCCGACUCGUCUUCGACAAAGUCGGACUCCUCUUCAGCGAAGUCGGACUCUGCGUCCUCUAAAUCGGAGUCUUCUUCGAAGUCGGACUCGAAGGCCUCCAACUCUGAGGAUGCGGAGGACACCUUGUCGGCCUUGGAGAAGAAGAAGCACGAGGCGGAGGACGAGAUCCGGCGCCUGGAGGCGCAGCGCGAGCGCCUGGCCGCGGAGGCGGACGCGGAGCAGGCGCGCGCCGAGGCCGCCAAGGCGGAGGCUGCCAAGGCCGAGGCACUGCCGCACCAGGAGCCGAUUCAGCCAAAUGAGCCCAAGGAUUUGCCCUUCGCAGGCGGCCGGCCUUUUGAAGCGCAGAUCUUUGGGAACAAAGUGAAAGACGAUGAGAGCGCAUUGGCCCAAUUGGCCGGUUGAGCGCAGACCCAAAAUCCUCACGCGGCCCCGGUGGCACACGCACGGGAUGCGCUU